Messenger RNA from Rana temporaria (common frog), 2026 nucleotides. It is a transcript of the gene NOC4L, whose product is annotated as nucleolar complex associated 4 homolog. The transcript has 15 exons. Gene Ontology annotation, cellular component: nucleolus; Noc4p-Nop14p complex; small-subunit processome. Gene Ontology annotation, biological process: ribosome biogenesis. The coding region runs from base 38 to 1612 and encodes 524 amino acids. The record is from RefSeq and is a predicted model, not a curated record. Lineage: Eukaryota; Metazoa; Chordata; Amphibia; Anura; Ranidae.
GUCGGCUUCUCUUUUUCACACGUGAGCAGACGGAAAAAUGGCAGCGCGCAUGGGGAAGCGUGCUAAAAGGGCUCGGGGAGUGGACGGGGAAUCGGCAAGGAAUGAGCUGGAGUCGAAGCUCGCGUCGGUUCUAGAGAGUCGGGCUAAUGCUAAUUCUGUGUUCGAUAUCUUGGAAUAUUUAGAGUCCGAAAAUGAUGGAAAUGUUCAAGCAGCAAUCCGAACGUGUUCAAAACUUUUUGAAUCUAUGCUGGAGAAAGGAGAGCUUCAUAUUGGGGGCCUGCCCUCUGAAGAUGAAAGCCUUCCAGAUUCUAUGGGUGCAGAGGAGAAAUACAAGAUAUGGAUGAGGCACCGCUACAAUAGCUGUGUCUCCUGUUUGGUGGACCUGCUACAUCACAAUUCUUUUCAAAUUCAGGAACUUUCAUUGUGCGUUCUUAUGAAAUUUAUUGUGCUAGAAGGGAAAUUCCCUAUGGAAGCUGCCAAAUGGAAAGAUGGUUACCGUUUCUCACGUCCACUGUUAAAAUUGGUUGUAACUAGCCUACUACCAGAAGACAAGGAUUCCUCCACUUUAAUAACAAGAUUUCAGGAGUAUCUGGAAUAUGAUGAUGUCAGAUAUUACACCAUGUCUUUGAUUAAUGAAAACAUUGCAAGAGUGCAUCAGAAUACCAAAUCUCUCCCUGCUGCAUUCCAGAACAAUGUCUUUAACCUUCUCUCAUCCAUUAAUAUGCCUGUAGAGAAUGAAUUGUCACAUUUCCUGGUAACACAGAAAGAGAAAUGUGAUGACUGGAAGCCAGCAAAAUUAAAGGAACAUAAGAGGGUGUUUGAGAAAGUAUGGAUGAAUUUUCUCAGGGAGAAACUUGCUUUAAGUCUGUAUAAGAAAGUGCUUUUAAUCUUGCAUGAGUCUAUAUUGCCUCACAUGAGCAAGCCCACCUUGAUGAUUGAUUUCCUUACAGCGGCCUACGAUAUUGGUGGAGCUAUAAGCCUUCUGGCCCUUAAUGGACUAUUUGUUCUGAUUCAUCAGCAUAACCUGGAUUACCCAGAUUUCUACAAAAAGCUUUAUUCUCUCUUGGACCCCUCUGUGUUUCACGUGAAAUAUCGAGCUAGGUUUUUCCAUUUAGCCAACUUGUUCCUUUCUUCCACCCAUCUACCUGUGUACCUUGUUGCUGCUUUUGCCAAGCGUCUGUCACGACUGUCUCUGACGGCCCCUCCACAAGUUGUGUUGAUGAUCAUCCCGUUCAUCUGUAACCUGAUCCGGAGGCAUCCAGCUUGCCGACCUCUCGUCCAUCAGCCUAUGGCAUUAGGGGAUUUGACGUCCGAUCCAUACAUCAUGGAAGAGGAAGAUCCAGCAAAGAGUCAAGCUUUAGAGAGCUCUCUGUGGGAGCUAGAGGCUCUACAGAAUCACUAUUACCCAGAUGUUGUUAGAGCUGCCAAUGUCAUUAGUCGUUCCUUGUCCACACAAGAAAGUGAUAUUUCUGAGCUUCUGGAGUUAUCUUCCUAUGAGUUAUUUGAAAAACAGAUGAAGAAGCGCUUUGGGUCUGUGCCACUGGAAUUUGAACCUGUUCGAGGACUUUUAGGCAGGAAACAAGAUGUGACAGCUGAACACUUUUCUAUAUAGAGUGGAGUUCUGGGCAAAAAUAAGUACACAAAUGGUAAUAUGUUUGUAUUCAACUUUUUUCCUCUAUUUAAGCAGUCAUCUCCCAAUGGAAAUGGAAGUAAAUACUUUAUGGCACCAUAUGAGAAAAUCAAACUAGGUGGUCAAAGUGACACUUCCCAUGUAUCCUCCAAAAACUCCCAUCUUGUGUGCCAUCACAGCGGGGUCUAGAAAUCAUGUUGCAUACGUGUAUUCAUGGAUUUCUGGGUGGUUAUGUAGUUAUAAGCCUCAUGCAAGGUCACUUGCCCAAACGGACAAUAUGGAAAGACUUGGGACAGUAUUGAUUUUUGUGUCCAUAUUUUCAUUUUUUGUUUUUCUUUGUCUAUGCCUCUUUAGAACACUGUACCAUGUAUGCAAUAAAACUUUCAUUUCUACAAA